UCCGGGGAGACAAGAUUUAGUGAAUGCAGGGUCCGGGGAGACCAGAUAUAGUGUAUGCAGGGUCCGGGGAGACUAGAUAUAGUGUAUGCAGGGUCCGGGGAGACUAGAUAUAGUGAAUGCAGGGUCCGGGGGAGACCAGAUAUAGUGAAUGCAGGGUCCGGGGAGACUAGAUAUAGUGAAUGCAGGGUCCGGGGAGACCAGAUAUAGUGAAUGCAGGGUUCGGGGAGACAAGAUAUAGUGAAUGCAGGUUUUAGUAAAU
Molecule: messenger RNA, 259 nt
Organism: Staurois parvus
Lineage: Eukaryota; Metazoa; Chordata; Amphibia; Anura; Ranidae
Source: the annotation of a GenBank genome assembly